CUAGCGUUUACAAUGAACUGCUGCGAUCAAUAAUCGGGUUUUGACUGAAACUUUGAAUUAGCGAUAACAAAUAAACCGAAAUAACAACUAGCAACAACAAUAAUAAUAAUCUAAUAGUUAUUAGCUAACGAAGCGAUUACGUUUUUAAAAUUUAUAACGCAAUACGUCCGUACUGUUGCAAGUGUACUUAAGCAAUUUUAAAAGUGACUGUUCUCACCACGCCCACGUUAUAGGUGUCUAUAAGUUUACAUCCUAACAUUUUUUGGUAUUGACCGGCCAGCCGUUAUUGAUAAUAUUAUCCGAUCCUACACAACGAGUGUAUUAAGUAAUGGACACUGGUGGCAUGGAAUUUUUGUCCCAAAUUCAAGAAGGACAACUGUACAAAUACACAAAUGUAGUCAAAGGAUGGCAACACAGGUGGUUUAUAGUGGACCCAAGAGAAGGAACGCUAAGUUACUUUUUGAGUGAAAAUGAUACAAAACAACAACCACGGGGAUUUAUAUUUUUGGAAUCUGCUGUUGUAUCCCCAAGUGAUGAAGAUUCAAACACAUUUUCUGUAAAUUCUUGGAAUGGUGAAUGUUACAAGCUAAGAGCGGUUGAUGCACGAGCUAGACAAGAUUGGGUAAAUCGUUUAAGAGCUGCUGCAGAAUAUCAUUCCCAAAAAAAUGUACAAAAAUAUUCACGAACAAGUUGUGUGUAUGAUUUUUGCCCAAGUGGUGUUAAAAGAUCAUUGGCCAAUGCACGACAAUAUUUAUCUCAAGCUGAAAACAACUUUAUUGACAUGGCUCGUGUUAUAGAGAAGCUACCAUCUCAAGGUCCACGCUUAAGGAAUACUGAUCCAGAUUUGUUAAUAAUAAAAGCAACAUCACAGUCAAUGAUGUGCGCAUUAGAAAACUGUUAUAAGAUUUUACAACAUUCGAGCAUAGAACAACCAAUCAUUCGAACUUAUUCAUUUUUGAAUUCUAAGCAGUCUUCCUCAACUACACAUUCAAAAAAAAAAUCACAUACAAAUACAUAACUAAUAAAAAAUAAGUUAUCAUCAUGUUUCUCUCUUAAUUUUAUACCGUGAUUUAUAUAUAUU
Messenger RNA from Melanaphis sacchari, 1081 nucleotides. Its product is annotated as oxysterol-binding protein-related protein 11. The transcript has 5 exons. The coding region runs from base 329 to 1018 and encodes 229 amino acids. Lineage: Eukaryota; Metazoa; Arthropoda; Insecta; Hemiptera; Aphididae. The record is from RefSeq and is a predicted model, not a curated record.